AAAAAAUGUUCGUCAGUCACAACUCAUUUUUAUAAUUUCACCACCACCACCACCACCACAGCACCGCCGUGAGUUAACUAUGAUAAAGCCGUUGAUUUUUCUUUAAUUUGUUUACGAUCGUUCAAGAAGAGAAGAAGAAAUGUCAGUAACGGAGCUAAAAGCGCGGCACAUAGCGGCGACGGAGACGGUUAAUACACUUAAAGAACGCUUAAGGCAGAGGCGCCUGCUUUUGCUCGACUCCGACGUUGCUGGAUACGCGCGAGCGCAGGGUAAGUCUCCGGUCAGUUUUGGUCCAACCGAUCUGGUUUGCUGCAGGACGCUUCAAGGACAUACUGGCAAGGUGUAUUCUCUGGAUUGGACUGCUGAAAAGAAUCGAAUUGUCAGUGCAUCUCAAGAUGGGCGGUUGAUUGUGUGGAAUGCUCUAACAAGCCAGAAAACUCAUGCCAUAAAGUUGCCUUGUGCAUGGGUCAUGACUUGUGCCUUCUCACCUUCUGGUCAGUCUGUUGCUUGUGGGGGUCUUGAUAGCGUUUGCUCUAUUUUCAACCUGAAUUCACCAACAGAUAAGGAUGGGAAUCUUCCGGUAUCAAAGAUGCUUAGUGGUCAUAAGGGUUAUGUUUCUGCCUGUCAGUACGUGCCGGAUGAGGACACUCAUCUAAUCACGAGUUCUGGUGAUCAGACUUGUGUUUUGUGGGACAUUACCACAGGUCUCAGAACUUCUGUGUUUGGAGGGGAGUUUCAGUCUGGUCACACAGCUGAUGUGCUAAGUAUUUCAAUCAAUGGAACGAGCUCAAGGAUGUUUGUAUCUGGUUCAUGUGAUUCAACCGCCCGACUAUGGGACACUCGUGUUGCAAGUCGUGCUGUACGCACUUUUCACGGGCAUGAGGGAGAUGUUAAUUCGGUUAAGUUCUUUCCUGAUGGUAAUAGAUUUGGGACUGGUUCAGAUGAUGGAACGUGUCGGUUGUUUGACAUUAGAACUGGGCACCAACUACAAGUAUACAAUCAGCAGCCUACUGACAGCGAGGUCCCACAUGUGACCUCUAUUGCGUUCUCCAUAUCAGGAAGACUUCUCUUUGCUGGAUAUUCAAAUGGCGAUUGCUUAGUUUGGGAUACAUUAUUGGCACAGGUUGUGUUGAACUUGGGAACUCUGCAGAAUUCACAUGAGGGCCGGAUAAGCUGUUUGGGCUUGUCAGCAGAUGGAAGUGCCUUAUGUACAGGAAGUUAUGAUACAAACCUAAAGAUUUGGGCUUUUGGAGGGCACAGGAAAGUGAUUUGAGAAGAAAAUAAGCGGAACUGAACUUCUUCUCUGAUUAAAAAAGAUGAGCGAUGAUUGCUUUGUGCUUUCUUGGUAUAGAUUGCAGUGUAUUUUUAGGUGAAGAAACCAUUUGCUUCUUGUAACUGUUAAUGUAGAAAUUGAUUAUUAAAUGAAGAAGAGGGAAAAUGCUGCAGACGUUUAGCCGCGAGAGAAGCUAUUUGUAUAUCUUUGGCCGAUGUUUAGCCUACGUGCAUCCUUUGUGCUCUA
Mercurialis annua (annual mercury) is the source of this 1519-nucleotide messenger RNA. RefSeq names its product guanine nucleotide-binding protein subunit beta-2. Lineage: Eukaryota; Viridiplantae; Streptophyta; Magnoliopsida; Malpighiales; Euphorbiaceae. Bases 140 to 1273 code for a protein of 377 amino acids. Gene Ontology annotation, biological process: G protein-coupled receptor signaling pathway. Gene Ontology annotation, molecular function: signaling receptor complex adaptor activity; protein binding. The transcript is spliced from 6 exons. The record is from RefSeq and is a predicted model, not a curated record. Gene Ontology annotation, cellular component: cytoplasm; heterotrimeric G-protein complex.